Messenger RNA from Frankliniella occidentalis (western flower thrips), 2219 nucleotides. Its product is annotated as solute carrier family 15 member 4-like. The transcript has 11 exons. Gene Ontology annotation, molecular function: transmembrane transporter activity. The coding region runs from base 256 to 2025 and encodes 589 amino acids. The record is from RefSeq and is a predicted model, not a curated record. Gene Ontology annotation, cellular component: membrane. Lineage: Eukaryota; Metazoa; Arthropoda; Insecta; Thysanoptera; Thripidae. Gene Ontology annotation, biological process: transmembrane transport.
UUUGAGAGGGGAGGGAGAGGAGGGGGGACUCGGCUGGAGUUGCUUGAGUCAUUUUAAGAGAAAAGAAUUGAAUGAAACCAAUACUGCGGCAAGGGAAUCAGCGCGGUUGUGGAAGCACCGAAGAGCCAACUCCUUGUCAAGCCAGAAGUUCCCACACGUCAAGUCGUUUGACGGACACACUUCCCGUGAAUUCUGCUGCUGUUAACAAACGGUUUUGCGGGUUAGGAAGGCUGACUCUUAUAUUGUUCUCCUGAAAUGGAAGGUGAGCGCACACCUCUUCUUCGCAAGCCCAGCCCCAUUGGAUCAUCCCCUAAUUUAGCAACGCAGUCGUCUGGUCUGCAAUGGGAUCCUGUCAGAGGAACAAAGGCUGCAACAUGUGUGCUCCUAGCACUCACAUUGGAAAGAUUAGCAUAUUAUGCACUGCUUGCAAAUCUGCUGGUGUUUCUGAGUUUAGGUGGCAAUACACCUAAGGAAGCAAUGACAGCUGUGCUUGUGGUUGGAGCUAUCGCUCACUUUUCAGCAUUAGGUGGAGGAUGGCUCGCAGACGGUGCUUUAGGUCGUUACUGGACACUGAUAUUGGGACUUGGUCUGUAUGUGAUUGGGUUUGCAAUGCUGACAGCUGUUGCUGGUGGUAUUCUGUGGUCCAACACCCAUGCCUCCUUGCCACAGUUGUAUAUCAUAUUCACAUGUAUUGGUGUUGCUGCUGGCACAGUUCGUGCUAAUUUCCCUUCAUUUGGAGCAGAGCAGGUUCGACAUGGUGGUGGAGAAUCUGUGCGCAAAUUUUUUAAUUGGUACUAUUGGUGCGUGAAUUCUGGAUCCCUCUUAGGAGUUGGAUUUUUAUCAUUAGUUGCCCAAGAACCAGCAACAGUUGCAGGAGGAUUUUUGGCUGCCUGGGGGGGAGCAGGUGCUGGAGUCACACUAGCAUUAGUUUUACUUGCUGUUGGAAAGCCUUAUUAUGUAAUUUAUAGACCUGGUAGUUCACCCCUCCUUUCAACUCUAAGAAUUCUUCAUCAAGGAAUCAGUGGCUGCUGGAAUCUGCGAAAAUCAAACCUUCAACGACAUGGAGGGGGAAUUAGCAGGUCGCCAGCAUUAUCCAGUAGAUCAAACCCUAAUCCAGUGAAUUCUCCUUCAUGGCUUGAUUAUGCUAAAAUGCGGUAUGGAGGCUCUCACCAUGACUCAACUGUUGAAGAUGUUAAAAAGCUUGGGUCCGUUCUUUUGCUACUGCUGCUUCUUCUACCCUAUUGGCUGGUAUUUUUUCAGAUUGAAACAGGCUUCCAAGAACAAGGAGUGCAUCUCAAAAUUGGACUGGCACCUGAUAACACCUUUAAUAUUCCCACUUCUUGGCUGAGUUUAUUUGAUCAACUUUUUAUCCUAGGCUUGAUUCCUUUACUUAAUGGAUUUGUAUAUCCAGCUCUUGACCGAAGAGGGGUCAGAGUUACUCUAUUUGGGAGAAUAGCUGUAGGUAUGGCACUGAGCUUGUGUGCAGCUGUGUCAGCAGGUCUUUUGGAAACUAUUUCAAUGCAACAUUGGCAUGAUGGCCACCAUGUUGAGCAAAUCAUCCACAACAGGAAAUACAAUUCAAGUGACGUUUCUGUUUUGUGGCAAGUUCCACAGUACUGCUUAGUUGGUAUGGCAGAGGUAUUUGCAGGAGUUGCAGGGCUGGAGUAUGUCUAUUCGACGGCCCCUAAACCGUUACAGGCUGUGGCGAUGGGGCUUCUUUCUGCUGUUGAAGGUAUUGGAUCUUUGCUUGGAACAGCUCUCAUUGGUGCUCUAAGCCCAGCAUGGAUUCCACAAGACCGAGACCAUUUCCAGGGCCAUUUGGAUUACUACUUCUUCCUCUUAGCUGGGAUACAAGGAGUAACUCUGGUAGGAUUUACUAUUUCAUUAAUCAUAAAGCGAGGCUCUAACUCAAGGACUGCAGCACUACCAGAUUCCUCACGAAUAUCAAACCUAUCACAGACUCCUAAUUCGAGAAGCAGUGGGACUACUGUAUCAAGCAGUACAAACACGGUUUUAUCUUCAUGAAUAGAACCUACAACAUUCUACACAAACUUUCUACAUGUAUUCCAAUCAACAGAUACUCAUUUAAAGAUCUAUAUAUUUUAAUUAAUGAUUAAUAGAAUCUCAAGGGCACAAAAUGUUUGCUGUGUACUGCAUUGUGCAUGUCAUCAAAUUUUCCAAUGAACGAUAGCAUUUUUUUAUUGCUGUAAAGGACUGAA